ACAAAAAAAUCAGUAUAUUAUCUCUCUACGGAAUCAGGGGUUUUUCCAACGAAGAAUAGCAAAAAAACUUUAAUCAUAAAAUUUUCAGCGGCCGUCGAAGCAUCACUGGCAAAACUAGCAAUGUCAACUAGCAAUGUCACUGUCAACGGCCGUCGAAGCAUCACACUGAAAAGUUCUGAUGGAGAGACUUUUGAGGUGGACGAGGCGGUGGCGCUUGAAUCUCAGACGAUAAAGCACAUGAUAGAGGACGACUGUGCUGACAACGGUAUCCCUCUACCUAAUGUCACAAGCAAGAUCCUUUCUAAGGUAAUUGAGUAUUGCAAGAAGCACGUCGAGACCCCCAAGUCCGAAGAUCGUCCCUCUUCUGGUGGUGACGGCGAUUUGAAGGACUGGGACGCCGAGUUCGUCAAAGUUGAUCAGGCUACUCUCUUCGAUCUCAUCCUGGCUGCCAACUAUCUAAACAUCAAGAGCUUGCUGGAUCUCACUUGUCAGACAGUAGCAGGCAUGAUCAAGGGCAAAACUCCAGAAGAAAUUCGCAAGACUUUCAACAUCAAGAAUGACUUUACACCAGAGGAAGAGGAGGAAGUUCGCAGGGAGAACCAAUGGGCCUUUGAAUGAAAGGCCAGGAAAAGAGUAUCUGUAUUUCUAGUUCCCUUUUUAUGUUGGAGAUGGGUGUUCAGGAUUACUGCUUUGCAAACUAUUAUUAGUUUACUUGGCUUGUUCCCUACCCAAAACUAUCACUUACUCUGAUGUCUGGCUGUAACCUUUUCAUUAUGUUAAUAUGGUAUCUGCUGUUCGUUUA
Messenger RNA from Hevea brasiliensis (rubber tree), 802 nucleotides. RefSeq names its product SKP1-like protein 1A. NCBI's taxonomy places the organism in Eukaryota, Viridiplantae, Streptophyta, Magnoliopsida, Malpighiales, Euphorbiaceae. Gene Ontology annotation, biological process: SCF-dependent proteasomal ubiquitin-dependent protein catabolic process. The record is from RefSeq and is a predicted model, not a curated record. Gene Ontology annotation, cellular component: nucleus; cytoplasm. The coding region runs from base 121 to 618 and encodes 165 amino acids. The transcript has 2 exons. Gene Ontology annotation, molecular function: cullin family protein binding.